Molecule: messenger RNA, 2280 nt
Organism: Megalobrama amblycephala (Wuchang bream)
Lineage: Eukaryota; Metazoa; Chordata; Actinopteri; Cypriniformes; Xenocyprididae
Gene: lum
Product: lumican
Exons: 3
Coding region: 316-1350 (344 amino acids)
Molecular function (GO): protein binding
Source: RefSeq, a predicted model, not a curated record
UCUUUGUCCCAUGAAGUACUACAUGUCCCAAACUGCUUUGCUACACCUGAACCUUGUUAGAAUCCAUAUGUGCCACGGUGAACAACUGCUGAGAUCUACUCACUAGAACCGCCUGACUUCUGUUUUCUAUCACUCUUGGGUAACUAAGGUCUGGCUUGAGUGUCUCUCUCUCUUUUCUCUCUCUCUCUCUCUUGCUGUCUGCUCUCUCCCUCCCUUUCUCUUUCUCUCCAGAGUCCUCGGGCCGCACACAACUCUACCUGAAGUCGUACACAGAGAGAGAAGCAGGAAGGUUUGAUUUGUCUGAGUUGUGCAGCCAUGUUUGCUCUGGGCUACUUCCUAUUGGCUGGACUUGUAUGUCAGAGUUUGGGUCAGUACGAUUACUAUGAUGAAUACUACAUGCCCUCCGCACCACUGGAGGGAGUAUCAUCUCCCACUUGCGCCCAGGAGUGCGAAUGUCCCAUCAGCUUCCCCACAGCUAUGUACUGCAACGAUCGCAACUUGAAGUUCAUUCCCAUUGUGCCGAGCGGAAUCAAAUACCUCUACCUACAGAACAACUUAAUUGAGGAGAUCAAGGCUGGUGUAUUCGAUAACGUCACUGACCUCCGCUGGCUUGUCCUCGACAACAACAAAAUCACCAGCGACAAGAUCCAGGCUGGUACCAUUGAUAAACUGGGCAGAUUGGAGAAGCUCUACUUCAGCAAUAACCAGCUGACCAAACCCCCUGGUCCUCUUUCGAAGUCUAUGGAUGAGUUGAAGCUGAUUGGCAACGACCUAAGCUCGUUCCCUGCUAGCACCUUGUCUGGGAUGGAAAACCUGACCACCCUUCACCUGUCCAAGAACAAGCUGACUACUGAGAGCAUCACAGGUGCCUUCAAAAGCCUGAAGUCCCUCGUUCUGCUGGACGUGAGCGAGAACAAGCUCAAGAAACUUCCCUCGGGAGUUCCAGCUUCGCUUUUGAUGCUCUAUGCCGACAAUAACGAAAUCGACAGCAUCCCUGGUGGCUACCUGGCCAAGCUCCCAGCCCUGCAGUACCUGCGUGUCUCCCACAACAAGCUGGUGGACUCUGGAAUCCCUGGAGGUGUGUUCAACGCGUCCUCUCUCCUUGAGCUCGACUUGUCUUUCAACAAGCUGAAGACCAUUCCAGAGAUCAACGAAUCACUCGAGCACCUGUACCUGCAAGUCAACGAGAUAAACAAGUUUGACCUGACGAAUAUCUGCAAGUUCAGCUCCCCGGUCAACUACUCUAGACUGAGGACCCUGCGCUUGGAUGGAAACAACCUCACGCACAGCAGUAUGCCAGAUGACACGGCUAACUGCCUACGCCAGGCCUCAGAGAUCAUCUUUGAUUAGGGUCACAUCCUGCCAGUAGUUCAUCAAACAAAUUAAGGCUAUUGCUCUUAUUAGACACGCUGAUUGACAUCUGCACGUCUUUAUUCAUGAUCCUGGCAGCCACAAGUGAUAACUUGCACAUUGAUGACAAUAUUUACUCUCUAAAAUGGGCAGCAAUAGUCUGGAAUCUUGAAAAUCUUGCACAUAAAACAUCAGCCUUGUAUGAUAUUGUAUGAAGAGUAGUAGUUGAAUUUGACAAAAUAUUCACAUCUAAAGAGAGACAUAUUUGUGCAACUUGUGAAUAUCCCAUUGUGCACUCUAUAAGAAGUUGCACUAUAUGUCAUCUAACUGCAUCUUAAUAUUUCCGCAUGUUAAAUACCUUAAUCGCUCAAAAUUGUAAUCAUAUUAUUAAUAAGCCUGCCGGUAAGGAAAUUAGAUUGUUUAGAGUAAAAGUUAUGAAAAAUAUCUACUUGUAUAUAAAUGGGCAGCAAUGUUGAAGGCAAUCUAGAAUUCAACUGAAAGUAAAAUUUAUACUAAACUGAAAUUAAAUUGCUGGACACUGAGUGAAUUUGCUGAGGUUUAGCUAACUGUUAACAAAAAAGUUUUUUUUUAUUUAACUGAGGAAUUGCAGUGCCAAAAUGUUGUAUUAAUAGCAAACUAGUAGCAGCUUGAAUUUCUGAACUCUGCAAACAUUUAUACCAUGUUCUACUGUAUCUGCAUGCAGUACUUAAUUUUGUAACAGUAAUUGCUUUCACUUCUAUGGUAAACAUCAUUGCAGUUUUUAUGUAUUCAAUACAACAUUUCACAUCAUCACAAUGUUAGUCAAAUCAUUGAACCACAAGAUUACAGUAACUAUUGUAAAAGUUCCCUUAUUUGUUGUUGUUCUAUUUUGUUUUUUAAAAUACCAAAAGAGUUUGUUCUUCUUUAAUUGAAUAAACCAGAUUUCUUACA